AUACUUAUAGAGGGGAGAGGUUUGCGUACAAAACGUUUUGUUUUUAUUAUUAAAGUAAUAGUUUUGAUGUAAACAACAGUUUUAAUUGAUUUGAAUGAAUGACUCAUUGAUUGUAUCGAUUCAUACGUCAUAUUAAUAGCCCAUUCACUGACCACACGGUUCGGACCCGCGAUUAGUUGUAAAAGACCCGCAAAACCAAAAGUGAUUUAAUUGAAAUAGUUUUCAAAACAAAAAAAUUCAUUGAUUUGUUAAUCAAAUAAACGGUACAAACCAUGAGUACCUUUCCUGAAGUACCGGCGAGUCUUAAAGUGUUGAAUACAUUUAUGAGGAUUGCAUUGGAUUUAGAGAAAUUGGAUCCAACAGUGGGUUAUUGGAUCCGCUUUUAUUGUGUACAACAGGGCCUUAAAAUCGAUAGCAAAUCUAAAGAAGCGAUCGCUUUCCUUACGAAUAUUAUGAAUUGGCUCGAAAAGGAGAAAAAGGCUAGACAUGAGAACGAGGCCAUCACUAAUGAGAUGGUAGGUCAGGCACACGUCGAGAACUAUGCCCUCAAGUUGUUUAACAAAGCGGAUAACGACGAUCGCGAAGGACGCGCUAAUAAAAAUACUUCGCGUCAGUUUCUCAUAUCAUCCCAACUGUUUGAAGUAUUGUCUGUUUUCGGUGAAAUACCGGACGAUAUCCAGAAGAGRCUGAAAUAUGCGAAAUGGAAAGCAAUUUAUAUCAGUCGAUGCCUGAAGAAUGGUGAAGUACCAGUUCCGGGACCUGUGGCCGGCACUGAUGCCGAAGAAUUUGAUUUCGAUUUACCAAAUAUUCCCUCCGCCAGUAAUAAUCAUAAUACCAAUUAUAUGCCAUCAAAUGAAYCGGAAUAUCCAGAGAUUAGUCAACCACAAGCACCUGUUCCUACACAACGGUUCCAACACACUUUUCCAACAGAACCGUCAAGUGAGGUGUCAGAGUCAACACUUACGGCAAUUAAUGGCAUGAAUUUGCAAUCGGAAGACUUGGUUAAAGCACAAAAGUAUUGUAAAUUUGCAGGAAGUGCUCUUCAAUAUGAGGACAUACCGACAGCCAUAACAAAUCUGCAAAAAGCAUUGUCUUUGCUAACGACUGGCAAAGAAUUGGCAUAAAUUUGUUUUAAAUAUCUUAUUAUUUUYACUUAAAAAUUAAAUAUUACAGUAAUAUAAUAUAUUUUCAAAAUUUAAUGAUAAUUACGGUAAUAACAAAUCACAGAAAAUCAGUUAUACAUUUAAGAGUAACUAUUGAUUUUGGACCAGACGUUCACUUUCUGAUGUACUUCUCAGAUGAUAUGUCGAUAAUC
This is a messenger RNA of Oppia nitens, 1315 nucleotides long. It is a transcript of the gene Vta1, whose product is annotated as vacuolar protein sorting-associated protein VTA1 homolog. The record is from RefSeq and is a predicted model, not a curated record. Gene Ontology annotation, biological process: late endosome to vacuole transport via multivesicular body sorting pathway. Bases 273 to 1124 code for a protein of 283 amino acids. Gene Ontology annotation, cellular component: multivesicular body. The transcript is spliced from 4 exons. NCBI's taxonomy places the organism in Eukaryota, Metazoa, Arthropoda, Arachnida, Sarcoptiformes, Oppiidae.